Cooperia oncophora is the source of this 312-nucleotide messenger RNA. The record is from the annotation of a GenBank genome assembly. NCBI's taxonomy places the organism in Eukaryota, Metazoa, Nematoda, Chromadorea, Rhabditida, Trichostrongylidae.
AUGGUUAUUUCAGGGCAUUCGCAUGUGAACGCCACUGUGAUCACUGGAGUUGCUGUUCAAGAAAAUGACAGCUCUGUAGUACAGGUGUUUGCUCGCAAGCCAAUGCGUCGGUGGCGUUACCGCACUGAUGUCUAUGUAGAUGGUGUCCAGCGAUUCUUCGACAAACCUCACUGGAAGUACCAACAGUUCAGAAAUGUGGAUUUGCGCAAUCCACUACAAAACAUGAAUCAGUCUGAAAUAAUUAUUAUGCUGAAGUCUGGCAUUGGUAUUCGAGUACAUGAAAGUUAUGGUAUGCUCGAUGUGCGUGUAUAA